AGUUGGUGGGACAUAUGCAUUGUUCUAUGUUUAGUACACGCGGAAGAGUCAACAUAAGGUUUCACAUAAAAGAAGUGUUUGCACAAGUGGCAUUAAUCGAUUUGGUUCAACUAAACACGGCAAUACUAGUAAGCGUGUAAAAGACUCCGUUUUUGAAACAGACACUUGGCUGUCCACAGUGACUAGAUUUUACGAUAACCGAAAAGUGACGGCACGAGCCGUAGUCCACAUCAGAAGUGUUCUGCACUCUCGCACUCCGCACCAAAUGGAAUCGACUGUUCUGAUUGGCUGUAAUUAUCGACACAUUUGAGGAGCGGUGAUAUUAGAAUCCCCAACGUUGUUACAUCACAUUUAUCAGAAUGAAGUCAAGCAAUAGGGAAGCAUGCUAGUAAUUUGUAAUUCACAUGGCUCGUGGAAUUGAUUGACAGUGCUCGGCUGUAGGACUACAGUUGAUUCUGAGAGGUUCUACACGAGCAGCUCCACCUAGACACGAUGACGGUGAAGGAGUUCCUGUCCACCACCAACAUUAAGGAGUGUAUCUCCACCUCCAGCUGGGGAGGGUGUGUAGCCAAAUGCCGUCAGUCCCGGCGCCUCGUUCUCAUCAUAGUCUUCAUCGCGUUGUUCCUCGACAACAUGCUCCUCACAACUGUCGUUCCGGUUGUGCCGAACUUUCUGAGGAGGCUGGAGAAGAGCCACAGGAAGAAUACGACGACAGUUAAAGUUAUAAACCAGACGGUUACAGUGUGUACGCUGGUCCCAGAUGAAAGAUAUUUUCCUACAACUGAUAUUAAAAAUAGUUCAGAGGAUUCUCGUGGUUAUUCAUGGGAUGGACUUUCGGAUAUUCCCCGCCAUUACGUCAUGACGACGUCAGUGCCGUAUAUAUGUGUAUAUAGCAAUGAAACAAACCUUACCAACGUCAUCACGACUGACAAUAAACUCGAUCAUAAGGCCCUUGCGAAUGAAAAUGUGCAAGUUGGGCUUAUGUUUGCUUCUAAAGCUAUAAUGCAGUUGCUUACCAACCCGUUUAUUGGACCUCUGACGAACAGGGUUGGUUACAGUAUUCCAAUGUUUGUUGGAUUCUUUGUCAUGACAGUGUCAACUAUUAUUUUUGCCUUUGGACAGAGUUACACCGUGUUGUUUAUAGCUCGAACUGUACAGGGAAUAGGGUCCUCGUGUUCCAGUGUCGCCGGCAUGGGGAUGCUGGCAGACAGAUACCCGGAUGACAAGGAGAGGGGGAACGCCAUGGGCAUAGCGCUUGGAGGGUUGGCCAUGGGGGUUCUUGUUGGGCCCCCCUUUGGCGGAGUGAUGUACGAGUUCACGGGGAAGGCGGUCCCCUUCCUCAUCCUUGCUGCUCUAGCCCUCCUUGACGGAUGUCUGCAGCUUCUGGUUCUUCAGCCAUCCGUCAAGCCGGAGUCGCAGGAAGGAUCCUCUCUGAAGAACCUCCUCAAGGAUCCCUACAUCCUUCUGGCUGCAGGAUCCAUCACGUUCGCCAACAUGGGUAUCGCCAUGAUGGAACCAUCCCUGCCAAUCUGGAUGUACGAAACCAUGGGUGCCAAGGAAUGGCAACAGGGGGUGGCCUUCUUACCAGCAAGCUUGUCCUAUCUCAUUGGUACCAAUAUAUUUGGUCCUCUGGCCCACAAAAUGGGGAGGUGGCUGAGUGCAAUGAUCGGCAUGUUUGUUAUUGGAGUAUGUCUUUUCUUCAUCCCAUUCUCCAAAAACAUCGGGCACCUUAUAGCGCCGAAUUUUGGACUAGGUUUUGCAAUUGGUAUGGUGGACUCGUCGAUGAUGCCGCACAUGGCCUACUUGGUGGACCUCCGUCACGUCUCCGUCUACGGCAGUGUCUACGCCAUCGCUGACGUCGCCUUCUGUCUCGGAUUUGCAAUAGGUCCAGCCAUAAGCGGGUCCAUUGUGCAGACAAUUGGUUUCUCGUGGUUGCUGUGGAUCAUCGCCAUUGUGAACAUCCUGUACGCCCCACUCAUGUACUUCCUGCGCAACCCCCAGGGUCGGGAGGAGAAGAUGUCGCUGAUCAUGAAUGACCAAUGUCCAGUGCAGUACGUGACCUACAAUCAGACCACGCGCAGCAACGCCAACUCGGAUGAAGAAGAUGGCUACUUUGAAGAUUAGCCGAGGCAACACAGGCAUUCGGAAUAGAUCGUUAUGUUCCGGAAACUAAAGAACGUCUUUGACUUCAAACUGAUUACUAGUGUUGGAAUAAUGACCUUAGUUUGUAAGGAAUUGAUAAGGAUACAAAGAGUUACCUAGAUCGGAUUGUAUUGGUUGGAUUGAAGAGAAUAUAAAAUAUUUAUGAACAACGUACGGACGUUUGAUGGUUGCUUGUGAAUAUGAUUCAUUGCGUGGGCGACAUAUAUUUUCACAAUUUUAUUCUGUAAUAUAUUGCAAAAACUCCAUUUCGAGAUCAUUUGUGAAAAAUCGACUCAUUCCGGAACAGGCAUUUUGUUUUAUUGCAAAUUACGGAAAGACCCGAGUGACAACGGAUGGUAAACGAAUGGACUUGCAUGAAUUUGAACGUAAUUAUUGUUGACAAACAAAGUGGUAUCGGAUGAUGACAAUGAUCACGUUUCAGGGUACUGGCAUUUCUUGGAGUGACUUAAGAACAGGGUUGUUCGUUAAUCCGUAGUCAUAUUGAUUCCUUGUCCUGAUGUAAAUUCCGAUGUAGAGCAAAUCAAACAAAUAUGCAUGACGUUUCUAGGUGUUUGUGAUACAUGUAGAUGAUUAGACGUAGAGCAAAUCCCCAGUUAGUCACCUGUUGGCAUGGAAACCCAUAUAUGUUUAUAAAACGGUGUAUAUUUAUAUGAUGUAUUACAUGUAUAUAGAUUUAUGAUAUCGGCGUCUUUAUGAUGUAAAUGAAAUAGAUUUCGUAAUCAUAUUUAUAUUUCUGUGAUGGUUACAGCUUCUGUUUAGUAUAUGACAAGUGUCCGUAUUCAUAGCCACUUCAUUUUUCAUUAAUUCAUAAACAUAUAUUUACUACAAUUGUAUCCCCAAUAUUGCUGCAAAUGUUGCAACGUUUCAUUUCGUUGUAGGACAGUUACAGAAUAAGGAAAAGAAAUUGUAAGAAUGUUAAUAUGAAAUGUCACAUACAUGUAAAGUAAACUAUGUCAUUAAAGGCCUUACACCUCUCCCUUCAUCACAAUUAGUACCAAAUCACCGAUGACUAAUAAUCUUAUUGACGCAGGGGUUAUGAUAAAUGUCCUUUUAUAGAGUAAUUUUGAUAAUUUGUACCAAUAUUAAAUGUCAUAUCUAGAAAUUAAUUUCAUUAAUCUUUAGUGAAAGUUACAUAACAUGGAUGUCAAUACCCAAAAUGGAGGAAAAGAACAAGCCUUGUGUAGGGAAUUCUUGUAAAUACCACUGAAAAUUAAAAAGGCUCGAUCAGGGUCGUAGUGCGGCAAUACACGGCCCAUACCGAGUAGUAAUAAGUGCUGAGAGUGGUAGAACAAAUAUAGUAUGUCAUCUCUCUGAUAUGGAUGACGGACUUGUUGUGUAGUCUUAUUUGGGGCCCAAGGUAUAUCGUCGGCAUAUUGUAGAAGUGUAUAGUAUAUGGUACAUGUAUAUACCAUAAAUUGACAGCUCUAUAUAUCCAUAUUCAGGGCGGGCGGAGAGAAGCGUGAAAAGACCAUGUGAAUGUAUUAUAACAAAUAGUAGAAUAUGUAUUGUCUGGUUCAAAUGUCUCUGGUCACCUGAAAGCCCUUGUUCAUGACAAUGCAGUGCCCCAAACGAGGAUUAUGUAUCGUACUAGUCUAGUUGGCUGGCGUAUUCAGUAUGUCAGCUUGUAGCUAUAUGUAAACCUUGUUCAGGGCUGAAGAACAGCUAAACAAAACGUCUAAUGAGGAUAUAACGUUGUAAUCUUACCAUAUAAAGUACUUUCUCUUUGACAUAAAUAAUUUGCCCGUAUGACAGUACAAUGUUAAUCCUUGCUCGGAGCCAAAAGGCGGAAAUGUAUCGCUGUGAUCUAAGUAUACUUUUUUUUCUCUUUGACAUACAUAGACCGGAUGGCUGACCUAUUUAACUCUCGUUCGGGGACAAAAGGUGGUACCAGAAGACCUUAAAAGAGAUUAUGUAAAAUCUUGAUAGGAACGGCAUGAUGUCUGAUACAACAUAUAAAGCACUCGCGCUUAUAACCAUGUUCAGGGCCAAACAUCAGUAAUACACGGCUCGUAAUUAGGAACUAUCGUUAAAUAUUGACAGGAACUGUAUAGUGUUAUAUAUAUUUAACAGGCGACAACCCAGCGUGCUAUAGCAAUAAUGACUGUGUUGUUAAUAAAACCCUGUGCUUACAAGCGUCCCAUGUGAUAUUCCGUGUAGACUACACCAGGCGUGUACAAUGUACCUAUCAUCUAGUUGUGUGUACAGAGAGAGUAUGUAGUGAUGAAGCUGCUGUGGCUGCUGAGACAUUGUUUCAAUAAAAGCAAUUUCCCUACAGUC
Molecule: messenger RNA, 4440 nt
Organism: Haliotis rufescens (red abalone)
Lineage: Eukaryota; Metazoa; Mollusca; Gastropoda; Lepetellida; Haliotidae
Product: synaptic vesicular amine transporter-like
Exons: 16
Coding region: 493-2124 (543 amino acids)
Biological process (GO): transmembrane transport; xenobiotic transport; aminergic neurotransmitter loading into synaptic vesicle
Cellular component (GO): terminal bouton; synaptic vesicle membrane
Molecular function (GO): serotonin:sodium:chloride symporter activity; xenobiotic transmembrane transporter activity
Source: RefSeq, a predicted model, not a curated record